This is a messenger RNA of Corylus avellana, 1678 nucleotides long. The record is from RefSeq and is a predicted model, not a curated record. NCBI's taxonomy places the organism in Eukaryota, Viridiplantae, Streptophyta, Magnoliopsida, Fagales, Betulaceae.
CCAAGAUUUCGCAUAGGGUAUUAUUCAAGAAGAAGCUCUCGCAUAUUUCACAAGCUCCACUCUCUUUCUGUGUUGGACGAAGCAAGCAUUUUCCCACAUGGUUUAGAAGAAGCUUUUCUUUUAUGCUGCUUUUCUUUGCUUUAUUUUGGUUAUAGUUCUUGGUAGAAUAUUUGGUGGGUUAAGCUUUUUGUGGGUUUUGAGAGAGAAAGAGAGAGAGAGAUAUGGAGAGGGAUUUUCUGGGUUUGAGCUCCAACAAUGUUUCAAAAAUGGUGAAAGAGGAGGCCAACGGCAACGAUGAUUCUAUUAAGUCAGUGCUGAGAGGUUCAGGGAUGCAGUGGUCAUUCUCAAACAAGAUUUCUGCCGUUCCUCAGUUCCUGUCUUUCAGGGAUCCUCAAGAAGAUAGGCCCAGAAAGAUUGUCCAUGAUCCAGUUGCAUCAUCUGGAUUUAUGACUGUUUCAACUGCUGAUGUUUUUGAAUCUAGCCAGAAACCAUAUUCUGGGGUAAUCCAGAAGAACUUGAUUGUUGAUAAGCAAAUGGGGAACCACUAUGCAAUGAAAGUCUAUCCUGUACAACACCAUGAUGCACAUUCGGUUCAUCGCCCCCAAGAAAUGAGAAUAUUCCCAGUCUCCAAUCAACAAAAUCAAACAAGUACGGUUGCUUUGGGAACUACUGUUCUCCAAUCUCAUCUUGCUCCCACAGGCCAGAACAUGGUUGGUUCUACCAUAAAACCACAACCUUUUAGAGUUGCAGCCCCUGUUUCUUUUCUUCCAUCUACAGGCUCCAUUGUUGGCAGCACUGAUCUCAGGAGUCCUUCCAAAUCCUCUGGGGCACCUGCUCAGCUGACCAUCUUUUAUGCUGGUUCAGUGAAUGUUUAUAAUGAUAUUACUCCUGAAAAGGCUCAGGCUAUUAUGUCAUUGGCUGCAAAAGGGUCUUCUCCAACACAUCAUAAUACACUUUCAACAGCUCAAGUGCCUUCCCCAUGUAAUGGUUUGAUUAAAAACCAGUCCCAAAUCAUAACUCUGUUGCCAGGGCUCUCGAACCCUCUCACAUCGCAAGCUUGUUCUCAGUCUGGAGUAGGAACAAGUAGUUCCAAUGAAUUAGUGACAGUCAAGCCAACUGGAGCUUCACCAUUUUCUAUUAACCAUUCAGAGCCUCCUAAAGCAGUCAAUCUGGCAGAAUCCGCUGCAACAACCUUAAUUCCAACAGUGGCUUUGCCUCAAGCACGCAAAGCAUCCUUAGCUCGAUUUUUGGAGAAGCGCAAGGAAAGGGUGAUGCUUACCUCGCCAUACAAUGUCAGCCAGAAAUCACUAGACUCCAGCACUCCUAGAUCUGAUGGUUCCUGUCCUCUCACAGCAACCAAUUAGCCAGAAAUAGAGACACAAAGAAGAGUUGCUCAUUACUUUUAGAGAUUUCAGGAGAGGUCUUCAUUGACAUUGAAUUUUGUUUUUUCUUUUAUUUUUAUUUUCAGCUCAAUUCUUUCACCCAAGUUUUAGAUGAAUUUAUUAGUUGUAUUAUUCUAGUUUUUUUUUUUUUUUUUUUUUGAAAUUAUGAAUGAACUCAUUAUCACAUUUAUUAUGCUGUAAAAUUAUUAUUUCUUAAAUUGGUAUGAUUUAAUCUGCAUCCUCCACAUCUGUUGACUUUCAAGUGGAACAGAUUUUGGGCAAGUGGUCCCUAAGGG